AUGCAAGCCGAGUGCAACUCGAAUACCCACCUACAAGACUUGUUAAGUCAGCUUGCAAGCUAUUUUAGGGCAAACGAGAGUGAGAUUUCCGCUUCGGAAGCCUCCAAGUGCUUCUUACGUCUUCCGCCACCGGAUUCUGUCGCUUUGAUUCGCCUCUUCUUCUUGCUGUGCCCGUCUUUUCGAUCGGUCUUGUCACGCCAAGGUGACGUGUCUACUCCGAGUCUGCCAACAGCGUCCAGAUCUAGCAACAAUACCGAUACGAAUAGACAAGCAGAGUCUCAAGAUUGCACAUCUCAGCUUUGUGAUCAGCAAAUCACACAUGAAGCCGACAGCCUAGGCCCUGGCAGCUUAGGUCAGUCUCAAGAUCCGGUUUCCAUAGAUAACAAUCACCCAACCACCGCACAAUAUGCAAGUCCCGGCGGGAGAAGUACACUGACCCAGAUGUUCCAAGGGUUUGACAACUCUAACACGUCUCCUCUGCUACAGCAGAACACCAUCUGUCAGCAACAGGCACUGAACGAAUUGCAAGACCCGAUAAUUGGCGCGUUAGUGUUAAACCCCUCUGAUACUACGGCCCUUCCAACCGUGUUUGAUGACGACACUCUUGUUGAAACUCGACUUACCAGUUGUAAUGACAUUGACUUCACACCAUCUCUGCGACUGCUGCUGGAAGCGUGCAAAAUAGAUCGCAGUCUAUUCUUUCACAAAGUUGAAGAAUCCAAGGCAGCAUUCCCAAACGGACAAGGCUGGAGAGCCGCCAUAGCUAUCAAGCAAGAUAAUGCUGAUAUGCGGGACUUGUUGAGUAUUUACCACAGAUUUGAGUGUUAUAAUAUCUAUCGCCAUACGGUAGAAGCUGGCUAUCAUACCGGCGAACAUUGGAUACGAGACAAGCGUCGCGAGCUAGCCCAAAAGCUUUGCGACGACUUUCCAGAGCGCUUUCAGGAUGCAAAAUCCGCCAACAAAUGUCUCAACUGGGUUGACCAGGGCUGUAGAUUCCACGAAUGGACCAGGAUAUUUAGUGAAGUAUCGGGACUAGGAAUCCUCAUCGCCUUGCCCUCGGAGAUACCUCGUUCAGCGUACACUUCCAGAUGCACGAAAGAGCAGAUGAGCGCAGCCGCCGUCAAAUUUAGGGCUCUUGGCAUUCAUCAUCUCGUGAAAGAUCUGGAACUCUCCGAAUUGGGCAACCACGUCGCACAGAGAUUGGAAGAAAUGACAACCGGGAAGAGACUUCGUGUCGAUGGUGAGCCCCCAAAGGUAGUGGCGAGUAUGCUUCACUAUCUGAUGUCACAUUAUUGCAGAACCGGAACAAGAUCCUCGACGUUCUUGGAAGUCACCACGAUUGAUGUCAUCGUCGGGAACGCCAACUUUGGUGCAAUCGGAUCUGAGCGCAACAUCGCCUGGGGCCAUAACCAUAUGCGAAGACACAGCCAUGUGGGACCAGACCGAGUCUCUUUGUCUCUCACUGUUACCUGA
Fusarium pseudograminearum CS3096 is the source of this 1473-nucleotide messenger RNA. RefSeq lists its product as uncharacterized. The coding region runs from base 1 to 1473 and encodes 490 amino acids. NCBI's taxonomy places the organism in Eukaryota, Fungi, Ascomycota, Sordariomycetes, Hypocreales, Nectriaceae. The transcript is spliced from 3 exons. The record is from RefSeq and is a predicted model, not a curated record.